GAGGUCGGAUCUUGAACCCAAGCAUCUGCUUAUAAUCUCCUGAAAUCCCAGCAAAAGGAAAACAGGUCUUUGCAAAAUUGGUUGUGAGGCAAAGGGUGACUGUAAAGCGAUGGAUGAUGCAAGAACAGUCCAUGAUGUCAAAGAGUACCCCACCAUAGACGUGCAGAAAGACCGAGUGCUGACUCUGGAAGAAUGGCAAGAAAAGUGGGUGACGCGCAAAAUCGGAUUUCAUCAAGAACAAGGACAUCAGUUAUUAAAGAAGCAUCUGGAUACUUUUCUUAAAGGAGAGACUGGACUGAGAGUAUUUUUUCCUCUUUGUGGGAAAGCAGUGGAAAUGAAAUGGUUUGCAGACCGAGGACACUACGUAGUUGGGGUGGAAAUCAGUGAACUUGCAAUACAGGAGUUUUUUACAGAACAAAAUAUUUCUUACUCGGAAGAGCCCGUUGGGGAAAUUCCUGGAGCUAAAGUAUUUAAGAGUUCUUCAGGGAACAUUUCGCUGUACUGCUGCAACCUUUUUGAUCUGCCCAGAGCCCCCGUGGGCAAGUUUGACCGGAUCUGGGAUAGAGGAGCCUUGGUCGCCAUCAAUCCUGGAGAUCGGAAGCGCUACGCGGAUUUAAUGCUGUCCCUCACGGGAAAGGGGUUCCAGUACCUCUUGGCUGUUCUUUCCUACGACCCAACCAAACACGGAGGCCCACCGUUUUACGUUCCAGAUUCCGAAGUCCGGAAAUUGUUUGGUUCAGUCUGUAGCAUUCACUCUCUGGAGACAGUCGAUGCCUUGGAGGACAGACAUAAGAGCUGGGGGAUCGACUCCCUCGUGGAGCAGUUAUAUUUACUGACGCGGAAGUGAGCACGCGCCUGCAGGUGGACUUGGCUUCUCUCACGAUGCCCUCAGCUCUGCCGGAACCACCCCCACGCACGGCUGGCCAAGGCUCAAAAAUCAUAUAAAUAGUUUCCACUGCUUGUUUAAAACAGAAAUUAAAGAGGGUGACCCAGGAGUUAGUACAGGAGGUAAGGUACUUGCCUUGCAUGUCGCUAAGCCUGGUUCCAUCUCUAUCACCCUGUCUGGUCCCCUGAACACAUCCAGGAGUCACUUCUGAGCACAGAGCCAUGAAUAGCCUUUGGGCACUGCCAGGUAUGGCCCCAAACCCCAAUAAAGUAAUAAAAACAGAAGCUGUCUUUAAUAUU
Molecule: messenger RNA, 1185 nt
Organism: Sorex fumeus (smoky shrew)
Lineage: Eukaryota; Metazoa; Chordata; Mammalia; Eulipotyphla; Soricidae
Gene: TPMT
Product: thiopurine S-methyltransferase
Exons: 9
Coding region: 110-847 (245 amino acids)
Molecular function (GO): thiopurine S-methyltransferase activity
Source: RefSeq, a predicted model, not a curated record